Molecule: messenger RNA, 698 nt
Organism: Rotaria sp. Silwood1
Lineage: Eukaryota; Metazoa; Rotifera; Eurotatoria; Philodinida; Philodinidae
Source: the annotation of a GenBank genome assembly
AUGGCGAAAUUUCAGCAAUUUAUACGUCGUUAUGAAAUCAAUACUACUUUUGCUUCAAAGUUACGUGGCUUAGAUGGUUAUGAAAUUGUUUUUAUUUGUGAUGAUUCAGGUUCAAUGAAUAAAUAUCUUAGUGAUGUUUCUGGACCAUAUAAAAAGGCACCAACUCGCUGGGAUGAAAUGAAACAAACAGUAUCAAUCGUUGUCGAUCUAGCUAGUACACUUGAUCCAGAUGGUGUAGAUGUAUAUUUUCUUAAUCGUGAACCGAUGUAUAAUGCAUGUUAUGCAUAUUUAUUCAAUAAAAUAUUCAUUGUUGAGAUGAUUUUAGGUCCAACACCAAUUGUCAAAAUUCUGCGAAAAAUUCUUAAAGAUAAAAGAAAUCAGAUUCGAGAACGGAAAUUACUUAUUCUUUUAGCUACUGAUGGAGAACCAACAGAUGAUAUGGGUAAACCAAGAAUAGAUGAAUUACGACAAUGUUUGCUACGUGAACGAAUACCUACAGAUCGAAUUCCAGUUACAAUUAUUGCUUGUACAGAUGAUAAAAAUUCAAUGUCAUAUUUAAAUGACUGGGAUAAAGUAAUUCCAAAUCUUGAUGUUGUUGAUGAUUAUCGAAGUGAAAAAGAAGAAAUUCUUGCAUGUCAAGGAAAAUCUUUUCCAUUUAGUUAUGGUGAUUAUGUUGUGAAAAUUCUUAUGGGUGGUAU